Messenger RNA from Glarea lozoyensis ATCC 20868, 807 nucleotides. Its product is annotated as WSC protein. NCBI's taxonomy places the organism in Eukaryota, Fungi, Ascomycota, Leotiomycetes, Helotiales, Helotiaceae. The coding region runs from base 1 to 807 and encodes 268 amino acids. The record is from RefSeq and is a predicted model, not a curated record. The transcript has a single exon.
AUGAUUCUUUCGAUACCCACCACCGCUCUGAGCACUCUCUUACUUGGGCUGAUGCUCGCAACCUCCAGCAUCGGUGAUGUCGAGCCCAACUUACCUCACGAUCCGAAAACUACACCAUACUGUACUUUUUGGGCAGACGUGGGUAGUGACAUCCCAUGUGCCGAUUUUCUUACAUACUGGGAGGUAGCUCUCGUUGCUUUCGUCCGCUGGAACCCCAGUAUCACUUCCACCUGUGGCAACUUUGGAAAUCAUACGUCCUACUGCAUUGAUGCCUACAACGAGCCUGGCGCACUCUACUCUCCCUGGAAAAAUCUUGGUUGUUACGUCGACAACAGCAAUUCUCGUGUCUUGAGCAAAAGAUUGGGUACCGAAGCUGGUGAUCAACAACUUACCCAGAAAUUAUGCCAGGCUCUAUGCAGUAACGGCUACUGGUCAUAUUGUGGGCUGGAGAACGGUCAAGAAUGCUGGGGUGCAGAUGAGCUUAACGCACUAUCCGCCGAAGAUAGUCCAAUUAGUCUUUGUAAUAUGCCUUGCAAAGGUAAUGCGAGCGAGAUGUGUGGAGGUUCAGAUCAUAUCAACGUGUUCCACCUGACAAUUUGGUCAUCGAGCAGCACAAUUAUGAGUGCCACCAAGCCUUCCACGACGAAGACUAGCAGCGUUACUGUACCCAAAACAACCGCGGAGGCUGCAACGACUACGAGUGCAGUUCCAAGCGUAUCUCCUGCCAUCCAAUCAGCUGCUACACGGCUCCUGGGGCUGCCAGGACGCAGUGGAGCUUAUGGUGGAAUAUCAAUAGCAACACUGUAA